This is a messenger RNA of Lytechinus variegatus (green sea urchin), 4850 nucleotides long. RefSeq names its product ankyrin repeat domain-containing protein 12-like. Gene Ontology annotation, molecular function: protein binding. The record is from RefSeq and is a predicted model, not a curated record. Gene Ontology annotation, cellular component: nucleoplasm. Lineage: Eukaryota; Metazoa; Echinodermata; Echinoidea; Temnopleuroida; Toxopneustidae. The transcript has 12 exons. Bases 567 to 4151 code for a protein of 1194 amino acids.
AAGAAGGAAGGACUAUGCAAUAUGAGCACACUGCCAUGACUCAGUACUCUUGCAUGGAGUGUGUGUGUGUUCUGUGUGUGAGUGUGUGAUGCAUGCUCUCAGGCUAACUAGCUCUGUAUGCAUUGAGUGCAUUGGUAGCAACCGUCCCUGGCUCUCCUUGCAUUUCAUUUCAAAUGUGGUGUGAUGUGCAGAUCAGGAUCUGGGGGAGUAAAUAUUUCAUUGCAGCCCAAACCAGAAUGUUUUCCAAAGUGAUCUUCAAAUGAACCAGUGACAAGAACUGCCAUCAAACUCGUUGGAUUACACUUAUCUUCAUCUUUAAUACUUGGAUACCAAUCUGGAAUUAAAUCUUGUUUAACGACUGAGGAGCCAUUGCCUUCCUGAACCAUUCGGGUGAUUCUGUGGGAGCGCGAUAGCUAGAGGGCUGGCAGCUCGCUAGCUAACCAGCUAGCUAUCACCGGGUAGGGAGGCUCUUCAGCCGUUGUCUUGACACCACGGUUCGUUCCGGCUUCAAACUGACUCGCUACCACACUGUGGAUUUAAAUGCAGUGUCGGGAUUGGAAGACAGCAUGGCGGAGAAAGCGUCUCCUCAUAAAAAGGAAAAACAACCGCCAUUAAAAAUGCCGCAGUCAGCCAAACCUGAGAGCAAGACGUCUCUCAAAAGAAGACUCUUCAACACUAGCGUCAAUGGAGAGGAAGACAAGAAGGCGAGUAAGCCUGCUCCUAAGCGUAAGAAGCCUGGUUCCCAACCUGGUAGUCCCACCCUCCUAGGUACACCCGGUAGAACCAUCCCUCUAUCAGAACGGCAGCAGCUUGCUCUCCUGAUGCAGAUGACAGCCAAUGAAAAUGAAAACAGUAAUCCAGUACCAGUGCAAACACCUCAGUCAAAGACCGCUCAUAACCCAGCCACACCAAACAGCUCAGGUGGGGUGAAGAACAAGGUGAACAAGCGCAAUGAGAGAGGUGAGACUGCUCUUCAUAUGGCUGCCAUCAAGGGUGAUGCUCAGAUGGCCCAUAAUCUCAUCAAACAAGGAGCUGAAGUCAACGUCCAAGACUUUGCUGGUUGGACUCCACUCCAUGAAGCGUGCAAUCACGGUUACUAUGAUGUGGCCAAGGUACUCAUCAAAGCGGGUGCUUCGGUCAACACCAUGGGACUUGAGGAUGAUACCCCUCUUCACGAUGCAGCUGUUAAUGGUCAUGUCAAGGUUGUUAAACUUCUCCUGAAGCACGGUGCCAACCCGCUCCAGAUGAACAAGAGAGGGAAACGCCCUCUGGACAUCGCCUGCUCUACAGAGAUCCACUCCCUCAUGAGGUUAGAGAUCAUAGCGUCAAGUAGCGACAGCUCGGAUCAGGUCAUAAGAUCACCGUCAUCUCCAGAGAGUAUGGCCUCGCCUCAUCCCAUUAGUGUUCAUGGCAAUCUCAACAACAAGGUGGUGAAGGCUGGUACAGAACUACCUGAAGAUCCCUAUGAAUUCACCCAGGACAGCGGGAGCAGUGAGCAAAAGAUCACCAUCCAUUGGGCAUCACCUGACAAAUCUGGCAAGGGUGCCAAUGUGAUGGAAAUAACAAGAACAAUACCCAAAGUGCGGGACAUCGCCGCACCCAAUUCCGUGUCAUCGACCACCACUUCGGAGAGUGAUCUCUUUGAUCCGCAUUUAACGUCUACAGCCUCUAAGUUGGAAUGUGUUGAGGAGGAACGAAGGCAACCAAGUCCGUCCAUAACCACCUCUGUGGCUCCCAUAGAGAGAACUAUAGACUCUUUACCUGUCACAAGAGUGACGUUGACAGAGGUGAAAGAGGACUCAGAUAGUUGUGUUAGUGAGACGAACCUGUACAUAUCGGAUGAUUCCAAUAUGGCAGGGGAUAACAAAGACGGAAGUAAAGCUGAUAGUACUACAGUCAAUGGUGGCAUACCCUCAUGGAACUUUAAGAGCAAAAUCAAUGAGAAUGGACCAUCAGGGAAAGUUGUGUCUUCACUCAGGAGUGAAAACUCGAGGGUAUCGUGCAGCGCUCCAAGUCCUCAGACAGAUGGGCAGUCGGGUACUGAUAGCGCAGCAGUGGUGUCCCCGUAUGAUUUUAAUGCAAAUGAGAAUGAAGUGAGAACUAUGGAAACUACCAUUACAAGACCAGAGCCUGUUUCAAGUAGAAAUAAGUUUUCUCCCACGAGAUCCUCACCUGUACAAAGUGCACAUACAGUAUCUUCAAAACAUUCAGAGUCACCGACCGUGUGUGAUUCAUUGUCUGUGCAACAGGAGUCUGUGUCGUCAAAUUGUGUGCAAACUUCAGGGAUUCAUAGUCCAGGUAAACAGUCCUCAGGGCACGAGAGUGAACGUUCAGAACCUGAUAGUGAUCAAAGGACAGAAUCUAGGAGGGAAUCUCCCUCACAAAGCAUUCCCGAUUCAAGAGAGAGGAGCGAAUCAGACUCAUCACAUGAAACCAAGCACCAUGGGAAGGAGAAGACGAAAAAACAUCGUGACCGUUCGCAAAAGAGCCAUAAAAGGCAUCACCGGCAUCAUAGCCACAGUUCAAGGAAAGAAGAAAAAAUGGAUACUUCGGAGGAGGCUACAACAUCCACCCAGUCUGCUUCAGAUCAGGUCAAAGAAGACUCUAAUAAAACUCAUGAGAAAGUUUCAUCACCGCAAAUUACUGAGGAGACACAAGAACAAUCAUCUAGGAAGUCCCCAGACAGGAAAUCACAAUUCUCAGCUGUAGCUAGGGAAUACUACAUUGUUUCACCUCCAUCAUCUGGUGAUAAUGCAGGAGAAAUCAAAUCAUUAUUAUUAAGGAUUAGCAGUGAUGCGUCUCAUAAAUCCAAAGAUAAUACAUCAUCUAGUACUUCAUCUGUGUCGUCCACAAGUGCCUCAGGUUCAAAUAAUGGAAAUCAUAAGAAUGAUACCAAAUCAUUGGGCAAUGCGAAUGAAAGGACUAGUGGGUCAAAUGGGGAAAAUGGCAAUGCUCGUAAGAGUCCCGUGAACAAGGAAGCAGAGCGCAGGCGCUCUCCGGCUAGAGGAAGCCCUGAUGUAACCUCAUCAGUCAAUGGUUCAGGGAGAUCGGGCUCCCCGAAGGGUAAUGAAAAAUCCACAGAUAAAGUUGAGAAGAGUGAAAAGAACAGUGAUAGCUCAACAUCCUCUACCACCUCAACUGAGGAAAAACAACCUGCAAAAGUAACAAGGACUUUGAGAUCGAACUCGGCAUUGACCACUAGCAGUGACAGUAAUGGCAAUGAGGAAAAGAAGGAGGAAAAGGAAAAGCCAACCUUUUCCCAGCCAAUGACACGGAGCCGGCGCAACCAGGUGGAAGCAGCAGCAGCAGCUGCUGCAUCAAACACCAAUGCAAAUUCAACCAACAACAACACAGAGGCAAACAUGGAAUCCCAUCCAAGGAAACGCAAGUUGGCCCGUCACCGGCAGAACCAACAGAUGGAAGAGGCCAAUAAUGUUCCUGCAGCACCCCAGGAGAAGACGAACUCCAUUGAGGCAUUCCUCAAUAUCAGACAGCAGGUGGCAGAGAGGCAGAAGACCCUGAUGGCAUCUGUGCAACCCAAACCACCUAAUGGAUACAAAGAAUACCUCAUGUUCAGGAAGAACUACCUCCUGCAGUCUGACCCGGAUAACAAGAUCGGUCAAGUCAUUCCAAGGAUGUCUGCACCAGUUAACCUGACAAAUGGACUGUUGAGUCAGUUCUCUGAGCAGGAGAAGAUUCGACAUGAACUUCGUCUUAGACAUUACAUAGAAAGGGAGAAGCUGAUGUUGGCUGCAGAGCAGGACAUUGUGAGAGUCCAUGGACGAGCUGCGAGGGCGCUUGUCAACCAGACCAUCCCAUUCAGUGUGUGUACAGUUCUCAAGGACAUGGAGAUAUACAACAUGCCUGAUCCUCUGCCUCUGGAGGAGAAGGGCAAUAUCAGGCAGAGGUUCAAUGGACGUCAGUUUAUCUCUUGGUUACAAGACGUGGAUGAAAAAUAUGAAAAACUCAAGGAGGAGCUUUUACAGCGUCAUCAGCAUGAGGCAGCUUCACUCUACGCCAUUCAGAAACUAGAAUGGGAACUCAAGCUUCAAGAACUCAAGCAAUGGGAUUCCAAGAGCCCUCCUCAGGUCCACUCAAGCCAUGUACCCAUUGUGGAAGUCAACAGAGACUUUGACCUGUUGCCUGCGUGACGUCCCAAUCGCUUCACCCAAACCAUUAAUGGUCUAUGGGCAUGUUCGAGGUAUCCAGGGCUGCCGAUCCCAAGCAGGCUUUAUCGUAUCGCAUCACUAGAAUUACUUUUCUCAAUAUAGGAUCAUGGGUGGGCCCAACAAUGUCACCAGCCACUUGUAACGAGAGGAUGGUUCACCGUUGAGGUCUACUGCCAUCUUUUCUUUCCAGCUUGACAACACAGUAAACCAAUGUGGACAUUUCAUUAUAAACCUAAUAUCUCAUGGGUCACCAUAACGAGCAUACAUUGAUUCAAAGAUUGUGUGGUUGCAUAGUAUCCACCAAAACUAAUACUUGUUACGGGACUUCAUGCAGCAAAAUAACUGGAUUGACAUCAUUUGAACCUGGCGCUGUCAGAGACCCAUUAUUCAAAAUUGUUCUGUUUGAGCAAAUUGUUUGGCCUCUUCCAUCAUGACAACUAUUUUAUUUCUAUACCUUUAGGGGUAGUUUGAGCCUGAGGGACUUGUUCCCUUUUGAAGUACCAGGGCCCUGUAACAUAAAAAGAUACAAUCAACUGUACAAUGAAUUAUGUCAUUAGUCUAUGGCAGUCCAUGUACAGAAAUUGUAAUCAAUUGUAAAUUUUGAUUGUUUAGUUUUAUGUUGCACGUUCCUGUUGUACUUAAAUCACUGACUGUAGGUAAUGUUAAAGCCAAAUAUUUUGA